UUUAAUGUCAUUCGGAUUCGGUGGUCAUUCGUUAUUCGUCCAAUCUUUUGUAAAUUGAAAGCAACCAAUAAAAAUAUACACGUAUAUUUUAUGUUAAAUCGUUAUCUCUUGCGAUGGAAAAUUCACGUUUUGGAUAAUUGCUUUUUGUAAUAGUGUCAUUUAAUUUAUGAGCAUACCAAUAUCAUUACAUGUUUUUUUGCUACACGCAGAGUGCUAGUCUGAAAAUAUCGAGAUAACAAUGUAUAUUUAUUAUUUCUUAGUGAGUCUUGUUUUUACAAUUGGAUAUGUAACUACAGUUGAGGAGACUUCAUUACGAAUGUCGAAAGCAGAAAGAUUGUUUCUAAGGGAACAAUCCCGUCGUAUGUUCUACCAUGCCUUUGAUGCGUACAUGGAUAAUGCAUACCCAGCAGACGAGUUAAUGCCUCUAACUUGUAAAGGCAGAUGGAGGGGGGUGACUCCAAACCGCGGCGAUCUGGAUGAUGUGCUUGGAAACUUCUCACUAACACUGGUGGACAGUCUAGACACUUUGGUGGUGAUGGGCGAUUUUGCAGAGUUUAGCAGAGCCAUCAAGUUGGUCAUCAAUGAUGUAACUUUCGACCAUGAUAUCAUAGUUUCUGUUUUUGAGACCAACAUACGGAUGCUUGGAGGUCUUCUAUCAGCUCAUGUUUUGGCAACGUCGUUAAAAAAUGACAUACUAGUUUUAAAAUGGUACAAUGGCGAAUUGUUAACCAUGGCUGAAGAUCUGGGGCGAAGACUUCUACCCGCGUUCUAUACCUCUACUGGCAUACCGCAUGGACGUAUUAAUCUUCGGCAUGGAAUAAGAGGUCUGUCGGAGUCAAGGGAGACGUGCACAGCUUGUGCUGGUACCAUGGUUUUAGAAAUGGCAGCGCUUUCCCGUCUAACAGGUCAGCCUAUAUUUGAGCAGAAGGCUCACAAGGCCAUGGAUCGACUGUGGACAAUAAGGCAUAGGUCUUCCGAUUUAAUGGGCUCAGUUCUUAACAUACACAAUGGGGACUGGAUCCGAAAGGAUUCAAGUGUUGGUGCUGGAAUCGAUUCCUACUACGAAUACUGCUUGAAAGCGUACAUACUCCUUGGCGACGAGAAAUACUUGGCCAGGUUCAAUAGACAUUACAAUGCUGUUAUGAAGUACAUAAGCCGGGGUCCAAUUAUGAUGGCUGUUCAUAUGCAUAGGCCCCAUUUACAAUCGCGCAACUUUAUGGACGCUUUACUCGCGUUCUGGCCAGGACUUCAGGUGAUGCUCGGCGACGUACGGCCCGCGGUUGAAACCCACGAAAUGUUGUAUCAAGUGAUGCAACGCCACACUUUCAUACCAGAGGCGUUCACUUCUGACUUUCAGGUACACUGGGGUCAGCAUCCACUCCGCCCGGAGUUCUUAGAGUCAACGUACUUUCUGCACCGUGCUACUGGGGACGAGCAUUACUUACAAGUUGGCAAAAUGGUCCUAAUGGCGUUGCAGCAGCACACUCGAGUGCCUUGCGGCUAUGCGGCAGUAAACGACGUGAGAACUAGAGUUCAAGAAGACAGGAUGGACUCCUUCGUACUGGCCGAAACUUUCAAAUAUCUAUACAUGUUGUUUGGCGAAGAUAAAGACUUGCCUUUUAAACUAGAGGAAUACGUUCUGACCACGGAGGCUCAUUUCUUGCCGUUGUCCUUGGCCACAGACGGACGUAACGCGUCAUAUUUAAAGUUCAAUUUUGAUGAAGACGAAGAUAAGUACAGGAAGAUAUGUCCCAGCAUGUCAUCCGUAGUAGCGGGGGACCUUCGUGAACCGAUGCGCCAAAUAUUAGAUUCGACGGCUGCAAGACCGGCCGCGAGAUUGCGACCUCUUAACGACCCGCGUCAAGUCGACGCACUCUCCCAAAUGGGCAUAUCUGUGCUAACAUUGCCAGAUGGACGCGUCCAGCUACUCUAUACCACCAACACCGCUAUUUCGCCAAGAGACGCAGCCGAAGGACUCACGUUCAUGCGCGAGAUGUCCAAGUGGAACACAUUGGGUGACAUGGAAAACGGAGUGGUUGCAGCCGGAAUCAAAAUUAACGAUAAGAUAUUGCCAGCUGGACCUGGACAGUUUGGAAAAAUUAUAUCCGGGUCUGUCAGAUACGUUGGGAAACCUGCAUUCGCCAGUCCCAUCGACGCUUGCGAGGAUAUAACAAAUGGGGACGAAGUAACCGGAAAGUUUGCGAUCGUGACACGCGGUCAGUGCACGUUUGCACAGAAAGCCCGCUACCUCCAAAAGGUUGGGGCAACUUUAGCAAUUAUUCUGGACAACGUGAAAAGCACCACCUUUGAAUCCUCAGCGCUAUUUGCCAUGUCGGGAGAUGGCAAGGACGAUAUCGAAAUACCAACCAUUUUUCUCUACGCUCGGGAAGGUCUCCAGUUGAGUCAAGCGUUGAGUGAAAAUCCUGACCUUUCUGUAACAAUUGGCGUACUUAAUUCCUUGAAGCAGGAGUACGAGAACCAGUGCGACAACGAAAGCUGCGAACCCGUUACUAAUGCGAAAAUUGAGCCGGACGAUAAGGAAUCCUUAAAUCACUUGCGAAAAGUUCUUAGUAAACUCGUAGUACAAUUUGAAUUAUCUGCCAACGAAGAGCCGUCUAUUAAGGCGUAUAUCGAUAGCAGUCAAGACUUUUACGUGCCUAGAGAUAAAUUAGUUAAUGGGGAGACAUCAUGCGAUCUGAACUUUUCAACAGCCAGUAAGGAUGUGAAAGAGGAGAUAUCAGAGAAUAAUGAGUUCGGGGAUUUCUGACACGCUAGUGAACAAUUGAACAUAAGUAAAAAGUGUUCCCGAACAUUUUAUGAAAUGUAUAUAAUAUUGUAUUUUUACAACAAUACACUAACGUGCAAUUUA
Messenger RNA from Pararge aegeria (speckled wood butterfly), 2869 nucleotides. RefSeq names its product ER degradation-enhancing alpha-mannosidase-like protein 3 (gene Edem2). Gene Ontology annotation, biological process: carbohydrate metabolic process; mannose trimming involved in glycoprotein ERAD pathway; endoplasmic reticulum mannose trimming. Lineage: Eukaryota; Metazoa; Arthropoda; Insecta; Lepidoptera; Nymphalidae. Gene Ontology annotation, molecular function: calcium ion binding; mannosyl-oligosaccharide 1,2-alpha-mannosidase activity. Gene Ontology annotation, cellular component: membrane; endoplasmic reticulum. The transcript is spliced from 10 exons. The record is from RefSeq and is a predicted model, not a curated record. Bases 239 to 2767 code for a protein of 842 amino acids.